UCGUGCCACAUCGCCACCAUGCCUGUCCUCGAGUCCAUGGUGCAGUUCUUCACACUGCCCGAGUACUCGCGUGAGUACGAGUACUCGGAAGACUACCUCAAGGCUGGCUACGUGUUCUCGAUCGUGCUCGACGUCAUGUUCUACAUUUUCUACUCGGCCACUGAGUCGCGUUGUACCAUGCCCAAUCGGUACCUGCUGGUUGAUCCGCUGCUGGUUGCCGAGCCCGAGCUCUGCGCCAACACCACGGCAGCAGCGGCGGCGGCCGUCUCGCAGAUCUCACUCCUCGACAACCUCGACAUCGACUACGUCAACCUGAUGUGUGGCCAGGAGAUCAAGACCCGGUUUGCCUCGUACCAUGUUUCCACACUCGUCUACCUUGUCAUCACCGUGACUCUUCUCCGCACUACCUAUCUGCUCAUGGGCCGCAUGCACAAGAUCGUCCACCGCAUCACCAAGGCCGACGACGCCCUCCCGGCUCAGCUGAUGCAGUCGUACUCAGAGUCGAUGGCCGUCAUUGCUGACCGGUUCAUCAAGGCCAAGUUCAUUGGACUUGGCGUCGUCCUGCUCAUGGUAAUCUUUGAGGCCGUCUUUGUCUUUGAUGAGGCAUACAACGCCCGCGACUGGCUCGACGCCUACCGCUGCGUCGACACCAAGGCGUGGAUGGAGGCGCUUGCCUUUCACCCGAUCACCUUCCGGUGCGCCACUACACUCUCAUUUUACAACACCUUUUUCCGCAUUUGCUCGGCCGGCGUCCGCCUCGUCGUCAUGCUCUGCAUUGGCUACUCUAUCCGAGAUCUGUCAGCCUACAAGCGUGGCAAAGUGUGGAUCGACAUUGAGCUCGAGAAAGCGGCCCAGCCGGACAACGACUCGCUCAAGGGCACCAUUCGCUCCGCUCUGGGCGAGCUGACCAAGGCUCCUGCGAGCUCGGCCUGCUCGCCAAGCACGAGCACCCCGAUUCCUGCGCUCUGCGUCGGGAGCCCGAGCUCCAACGACGAUCUGCCCAUGACUCCUUUGUCUGGCGGCCUCGACUCUCGUUUUGCUGCAGUUGUAGACGAGACUCUCGACAGCCGCCACCGCCGCAAGCUCUUCCGCGACAGCCUGGUACAGGCCUUCAAAGCCCUUGCCAUGCACCUCACUCACGGCGAUGCACUCCCGCACGAGAUCACCGUCGCCGAGUACAUCCGCGGCGGCAUGUCACGUGUCGGCGAAGGGCCCGAGUCGUUUGCCGAGCCAGCCUUCAACUCUGCGCUCGAGGCUGGCCUCACCGCCCUGGAGAACGGCUUUGAGCAGAUCCGGACCCGCCGACGUCGUCGUCGCGAGUCGUCUGCCAACGACGCCGAGCCCCGCCUCUCCUCCUCGUCGUUCUCGUCGUUUUCUGACGGGCGCGAGCCCGGCAACGCCGCUACCUACUUUGUCGAGUAGACCGUAAGCCUGUGGGCCGUUGUUCACCGUGGUUGCCCAUGAAGGUACGCGACUGACCGCGAGCCCCUGACAUUUCUGCGCUUUGAGUCUGACUGCUGCGAGCCCAGGAGCUGACCGGUUGAGCGCUCAGGCCGAGCUUGCAUGCCCAAGCGUCGGUUUCGGCGUGUCUGCCUGCGCUUGCGCUGGUUGCGGAGAUCGCGGCCCGCCGCAAACGCGUCUGAGCUCUGCUCGCUUUCAUCAAGCGAGCGCUCGUUGGCGAGGUCCAACGAUGAGAGCGAGUGGCCGGCUAACCUAAAGUUGGUUGUCGGAGACUUGACCAGCUGGUUGCGCGUUGGCAAAGGCGUAUUGCUGUCCUUGGCAUCUCCCAAGGCCGACACCGAGCUCGUAGAGCUCGAGCUGUCCGUGCUGCACGAGUCGCUUGUAAACAGACUGAUCGGCGA
Thecamonas trahens ATCC 50062 is the source of this 1862-nucleotide messenger RNA. RefSeq lists its product as uncharacterized. The coding region runs from base 19 to 1422 and encodes 467 amino acids. Lineage: Eukaryota; Apusomonadida; Apusomonadidae. The record is from RefSeq and is a predicted model, not a curated record. The transcript has a single exon.